Molecule: messenger RNA, 1235 nt
Organism: Cucurbita pepo subsp. pepo (vegetable marrow)
Lineage: Eukaryota; Viridiplantae; Streptophyta; Magnoliopsida; Cucurbitales; Cucurbitaceae
Biological process (GO): regulation of flower development
Cellular component (GO): nucleus
Molecular function (GO): protein binding; DNA-binding transcription factor activity
Source: RefSeq, a predicted model, not a curated record
GUCGACUAUAUUAUUUAAAUAAUUUGGAAGAAAAUGGAGUAUUUUCUAUAACCAACAGAGAUUUGAUUAUUUUUUUCUAAAGUAAACGAUUUUAAAGUUGAGUGCUUUUUCCAAAAUGAAUAAAAGGUCAAAAAAUACGUGACGUCAUAUUCCACGUCAUCAUCCGAACUCGCAUGGAUAAGUAGUCCCUCAAUGCUGCAUUUGCAUUCUCCAACUUUCCCGAGCUUCCUCUUCCCUCUUCUCACGUGCCCACUGAUCGGAUCCUUUCAUAUUCUUCACGCGCCGCCGUCCUCCAUGGCCUUCUCCCCGUUUCUUUCCGGCGUAACGCAUUCCUCCGCCGACCUCGCAGGCGUUGAUUUUGACUGGUUGCCCGAUUCCUCUAUCAAGCUUUGGAACUCUGAAGUUUCCGACAGUUGUGGCGACGGUUCACCGACUUCUCCGCCGCAACCCCUAACAUUUCGUCGACCAACUAAUAGAUUUUUAUUAGACCAAUCUUUUAGCCUCCUUAACCCUUCUCUCCAAACAACCAGUAGUCUCCACCGCACCUUUUCUUCAUCGUCGUCAUCGCCACCGCCCCCCACAGCCGAGAGUCUUCCCAGCCGGCCGCUCUUCCCAGCCGGAGAUUUUAAGGAAUGGGGAUGGCAAAGGAAUAAGCAGAGAGCAGAGAGUCCAGUUUCAUGCGAAAGUAGCAUCACCAUUGAAGGGCUAAGCAGAGCUUGCAGAUACAGUCCAGAAGAGAAGAAGGAAAGGAUUGAAAGAUAUAAGAGCAAAAGAAACCAGAGGAACUUCAACAAGAAGAUCAAGUAUGCUUGUAGGAAAUCGCUAGCCGAUAGUCGACCAAGGAUCAGAGGACGAUUCGCAAGGUACAACGACAACCCUGCGAAGAAUUGUCCAAUGCAGUGGAGUCAUGAGCAAAAGGAAGAAGAAGAGGAAGAGGCAAAUAAUGGUGGUGAAAAUUGGAUAAAGUAUUUCAUUGAUGCAUAUUCUUCUGCAAACCUAAUUCCAUGAAAUCUCACACAAAAACAACAAUAAUAAUGUAAUUCUAGUUCCAAUAGGCCUCUUCCAUUCUGACCUGCCAUUCACUUGCGUGAGAGCUCUAUAUUUACUAAUUUGAGGUUCUAUGUUUGUUUCGUAUUUGGGAUGUAAAUAAAAAGGUUUGUUUUUUGUAAUAAGAAUCAAUAAUGUAACUCCUUUUCAUCUUUUUGUGAAAAGGAUUUGACAUUGAUUGGUGUGUA